This is a messenger RNA of Coniophora puteana RWD-64-598 SS2, 1386 nucleotides long. RefSeq lists its product as uncharacterized. The record is from RefSeq and is a predicted model, not a curated record. Bases 1 to 1386 code for a protein of 461 amino acids. The transcript is spliced from 3 exons. NCBI's taxonomy places the organism in Eukaryota, Fungi, Basidiomycota, Agaricomycetes, Boletales, Coniophoraceae.
AUGGUGGCGGCAACGACGACAACAAACCUCUUUGAAUCGGCCACCGACCCCGAACUCAGCGCUUCGACCGAUGCACCCGCCUCGGCUCAAUUGCCCAGUCAGACUGCGGCUGAUAACGGUCCCGUCCCUCUGUCCUUCCCCGCUAUCUUGCGCAAUUCCGGGCUUCCAAGUCGAUACGCUCAUCUGAGAACAAGCGUAACCACACCAGCAGUACCACAGCGAAAGAAGCAGCGCGAGGACCACGAGGGCAAACGGUGGAUCAGGAGGCGAGACAAUGCACGCUUUAUACAUAACCCACACAUUGUGCAUGCCACCAAGUCUGACUAUGCGCUCCCUCCGCCCUCGGCACGCUCGACGUUUCCUGUCCCGCUUCCACCAUACCUCUCCCGCAGUGCUUCCGCACCAUCGGCGAUCCCAGUCACACCCAACUCUGCAUCGUCCACUGCAGGUCAAUUCUCUCUUAGCCUAAAGGGCAUGCGUCGCGAACUCCGUCGUGCUGGCUCGCGUGCCGGUCCACUGGUGCACGACGUGGAGGACGAACUCGUACGAUGGCUACGCGGCGAGACGUGGCUUGCUCCCGAUGCCCCCGACGCACAGGUGCUCAAGUUACCCGGGGAGCCGAUCGCGGGAAGAGAAGGGGUCAGGGAGGUGCUGAGGACACCGUGGCAGCUCGUCUGGUCUGUCGAGGGUGACACAGGCGGGUUCGCGCGCUAUGUGGUGCAUUGCUGUGCACGGUAUUAUAACGCUGUUUCGUUCAGCAAAGACGUUGACGGUACGCGCCUCACAUACAUCCUCCGGCCCGACUCCUCUCGGACCGGCGGACCCGCCGCACCCAUAGCCAGCGCGGGCGCACUCGACACUCCACCUACAACGGACCUCUCGAGCGCAGCUGAGACUUCUGAGUCUGAGCCCGAGCUUCACUCAGACGCCCACUCUGCUCACGUCGACGGAGCGCUCUCCGACAUCGCCGAAUCUCAGUCGGACGCCUCGCUCUCGCGGGGAGCAUCUCCCGCGCCCGGGCCGCCCUCGGAGCGCCCAUUGUCGCCCGCGGAAUGGUCGAUCAUCGGAGAAGAAGACCUCGAGGCGCUGGAUUCGGGUGUGGACGGCGAUCCCGACGGUGAAGGCGAGGAUUUGGUGCAGAGUAUCGCGUCGCUCUCCGUCAUUAGCGAUGUCGACGAGAGUGCGGAUCGGACGCCGCGCCCGCUGCGUUAUCUUCGCGCGCGCACGUGGGAUGGUAGGAGGACGACGUCGGGGUCGUCACCGUCGCGCUCGCCUAUGAGGCGGGGCCGCAGGCGUGCGUCUGGGCAGCAGAAGGUGGGCGGCGACGGCGGCAAGGAGAAGAAAGCCAAGGGGGAGAUGUCGUUUUAUGAAUAUCUGUUUGGGUGA